Messenger RNA from Penicillium daleae, 2601 nucleotides. RefSeq names its product ribonuclease P/MRP protein subunit POP1. The record is from RefSeq and is a predicted model, not a curated record. Gene Ontology annotation, cellular component: ribonuclease MRP complex; nucleolar ribonuclease P complex. The coding region runs from base 1 to 2601 and encodes 866 amino acids. Gene Ontology annotation, biological process: tRNA 5'-leader removal. The transcript is spliced from 2 exons. NCBI's taxonomy places the organism in Eukaryota, Fungi, Ascomycota, Eurotiomycetes, Eurotiales, Aspergillaceae.
AUGGCUUCCAAUCCCGCAAAAAGGAAGCCAUUUGGCGCCUCUGGAUCCCAUGGUGCGACCGGAGCUGCUCGAAAGCGUGCGAAAACCUUUGACGCACGUACUCUAGCUGUGCAGUCCACCGACGCCGCCCUCUCUGCAACAGGCGAGCUCGAUGUCGCUGCAUACGCCGCCGCGCGAGCGUUCGAGAUCCAGGCCUUGGAGGAUGGCAUGCAGCGGUCGAAAAAUGCGCUGACGACGCGCGCGUUUCAGAAAGUGCCACGCUCACUGCGACGUCGGACGGCGAGUCACAAUGUGAAACGAGUCCCGCGAAGGUUGCGGGCGCGGGCAAAGCGAGAGAUGGUCGAGGACAAUACCCCCACGGUCACUGCACGGCGCCGCAAAUCAAGCCAGAUUAUGCGUAUCCGCCUCGAAGCCGCUCGACGCCUACAAAACCUCAAUGCCAAAUCGAAGAACCGACGAUUAGCAGCAAGAACCAAGCGAGACAAUGAGAACAAAGCUACCGCCAAGGAAGAAGGCAGCCAUACGUUCAACAUUGCGCCCCGAGUGCCCAAAAUCAAAAAGGGCAAGCUCUCACGCCCGCCCCCAGCAGACGCGAAGUACCGCAAGCGCCAGCGAUGCAAGAAUUGGCUCCCAACGCACAUGUUCCAUGCGAAGCGAGCUCAUAUGGCUACCACUAAGGAUCCGAUCUGGCGCUUCGCAAUUCCUCUUUCACCUACCGAGAAGAGUUAUCGGCCAACACAUCGAGCUCGUGGUGCCCGUGGUGCUGUGGCGUGGGAUAUGAGCUAUAUGUCUACCGUGCAGCUAGAAGGGACAGAAGCCUGCAUCGAAGCCGUGCUGCGUGGGAUUGGUGUCAAUAGCGACGAGGCAUGGGGUGCGAAGGGCAAGAAGUGGAGGGCUGGAACGCGGUCUUUGCAAGCUUGGGCAUUUGAGAAGCAACAGCCCGCCAGACCCAUUGCGCCUAUUACGCUGAUUUGGUGUGUGCAGCCCAAGGUUGAGGAUGUUGAAAUGGUCGACGCAGACAAAGCUUCUGCUACCUUGAAGAAACCGCGACGAAAACUCUUUAUCCGGGUCCACCCGUCUGCAUUCCUGCAGUUAUGGACAGAUUUGCUUGAGAUUUCCAAGCGACAGAACCCGCCGGUUAUGGUUGAGGACCUACGGUUUGAGAUUGGUAGCAUUGAAAUCACUGGUCCAGGGUCUACUGAGGCCCUUUUGGCUACACUGCAGCCUGUCAUAGGCCCGGAUGGUCUAACAGCACAGAGCCCCGAGGCUACCUGGCUAUCCUUACUCGGCGUAUCUAAUCCAUCAUCACUGCCACGGAAUGCUCUUUUGUCGUUCUCUGUUUCUGAUCCACGUCUCCAAUUUCCACCGCGCAGCCUUAAAGUUCCGGACAACGAAUCGCACAUGAAUGAUUUGGCUGUCUUGCUCUCUACUUGGUCACCCGACCAAACGCAAGGCACAUCUUCUCUUUUCGACCGCCCAAGUCGCCUCGCGGCUAUUCGACAGCUACCAAGCCAAAAGGCGAUAAACCGCCGCCGUGCACUCGCCGGUCCAGGCAAAUACCCUGCUGCACAAUCUACCGACCCGCAAAUCCCUGUCAUGAUAUUUACCAGUCGACCACAGGCCCGGUCAAAACGGAACACUGCGCCAGGAUCCUGGACAGUACUUCUCCCGUGGAAAUGUGUGGUUCCGGUAUGGUAUUCACUCAUGUUCUAUCCACUCUCAAGCGGUGGAAAUCCACGUUUUGGUGGCUUGAAGGAGCAACAACAGCUUGCUUUCGAGGCGGGCGAGGGAUGGUUCCCCGGCGAUUUCCCUGGUACCCGAGCAGGCUGGGAGUGGAGCCAACGCGAGGCCGAGAAAUCUCGACGCCAGUGGGAGCGACGACCCAAAGGGCGCCGAGUCGAGUUUGACAGUCUCGUUUUGGGCGAUGGUCAUCCCAAGGGAGAGAUUGGCUAUGGCUGGACGUGUGACUGGCAGAGACUCGUUAACGGCCCGCCGAAGGAUCCAAUCAGCCAGGAUGCUGCUAAAAAGGACGCCGAUACGACCGAUUCCACGACACCCCCAUCCAACAUCCACAAUAUCCGUUAUCCAUUGAGUGAAACAAAUCUGCUCCUCAACAAGCUCAACAAAACUCCAAUUGAUCCGUAUGCCCUCGCUACAAUCCACCUUACUCUCUCCAGUCGUGGCACUCCCACUCCUUCUGCACGCAUCUAUCGCCUUCCGACAAAUCCAGUCCUGCGGCAAAAGUGGCUCGAUCUUGCUUCCCCAUCCAACAAGAAGAGUAAUGGACGGCAAGUCGUUCACAUAGCAAGAUCUACUCUCUCUAGUGAGGAAGCGCAACGCCAGCUCGCUGAUGCACUGGCUAGCACUGCGAUCCCCGAAGAUCCUGGAUCUGAACAUCUGGAAGUGCCCCCUGAAGAUGAUCUCAUUGGCUUUGUGACGACGGGAAACUUCAAUCUUUCCGAGGGUAAGGGCACAGGAGUUGGUUCAGUUCUACUGUCCAAGGUGUUGCUACCUAAUUUUAAACCAUCCGAGAGGAAGAUGUGCAUUGUUAGGACGGCGGGAGAGAAGUUUGGACGGUUGGGAGUGUGGGAGCUCGUGUGA